UGUGAUCCUAUAUAAGUGGUCAUAAAAAUGGUUGUUCCACAUUGCUACAUUUACCUUAUAUUGCCUCUUCUAUGGAUAACAAAUGCAUCCGCCGUUACCAUCUUCAAUGUGAAUUAUAUGCCCAUGGAAGACAAGGUCAAAGGCCGCAAAUUAUCAGUAGCUGAUAUCCACCUAGGUGGAAAUGUACUUCAAUCUGGGAACUAUUAUGCUGAACUGAUACUUGGUGAGCCACCAAAAAAGUUCAUUGUGUUGAUUGACACCACAUCUAAUCUUCUGUGGGUUAAUUCUAUAUCUUGUAAAGAUUGCCCUACAAAAAGUGCAUCCAGAGUCCUGAGUUUCUAUGAUCUGGAGAAUUCACAGACUGGACAACUUUUACCAUGUAGUGAUGUUUUCUGCAAACACCUAUCCAGCUCCACAUCUAUUCCAUGCCAAAAAGACCAUCCAUGCAUUCACUUUGAAAAGUAUGGCACUGAAAAUUUGCUCCACGGAAAAAUUGUCCAAGAUUUUCUUGUACUUGAAAUUGUCAUCAACCAUUACAAAACAAGCAAAGUCAGAACUAAAGUUCAAUUUGGAAGCAUUUCUCAACACUUGAAAUCCUUAUCCUCAAGCUUUACAGUUGAUGGUGUGAUGGGCUUGGGGCCAUCCAAUACUUCUCUGGUGUACCAGCUGGCAAAGUCCCAAAAAUGGAAGAAAAUGUUUGCUCACUGCCUUGAUGGCAAAAGGAGUGGGGGCAUAUUUGUGUUAGGCCAUAUUGUGGGUCCAAAAGUUAGAAAAACUCCUCUGGAUCAAACAAGUUCUAGGUACCGAACUACUUUGCUGGAAAUAACUGUAGGAGAAACUUCUCUAAGCCUUUCAGCUGGAAAUGUUGAGAUAAAAAGUCAAAACAUGACAAUAUUGGAAACUGGUUCUCUGAUUUCUUACCUGCCAGAGAAAGUAUACCAGUCGUUUCUAGAUUCUAUAUUUUCUGAUCUUGAGGAUAUCAGUGUCAUAAACAUUGGAGGCUAUUCAUGUUUCCACUAUGAACGAAGUAUUGAUGCUAGGUUUCCAGAGGUUGUAUUUCACUUCAAGGAACUGCUUACUUUGCGAGUCUACCCUCAUGAAUAUAUGUUUCACAAUAUGGAGGUAUUUCGUAAAGAAACUAUGCUGUUGCUCAAAUAUGCACUGAGAAAAUAUUGUGAUGUAUAUUGUGUUAUAAACUGUUUCUCUUUAGGAGCACUAUUACUGUCUUGGGUUUUUGAGUUCAGAACAAAGGAAUCAUCGAGAGAAGGACUUGUUCAUUCUGGGCGGCAAGUUACUAAGCCUGUACUAGAAUUGUACUAUUUGAUGGUUUGCAUAUUUGACUUGGUGGUAGGUGGUAACUGCUUCUUGCGAUUAUAAACCUGUGGUGCAGGAAAUUUGUUCACUGAUAAAGUUGUUGUAUAUGACUUGGAUAAUAUGAUGGUUGGAUGGACCGAAUUUGAUUGUAAAUCCAGUGUGCAUGUGAGAGACGAACCGACAGGAAAAAUAUAUGAAGUUGGAUCGCACAGGAUGAACUCCGAUGUGAAGUGGGAUGAUGAAGACGUGUGGAGCCAUGAUAGAGUGAAGUUGGAAACUGAACAUACAACUCCAGCUGAUAACACGUCUGAGAAAACAGAAGUUCACAGUGGACUGCUUUCACGUUCAAGAACCAGGUUGCUUGCGAUGAUUGGUGCUCUGGUGUGUUACGCGAGACGGUCAAUAACCAAGCUGUUUGCGAUGAUUGGUGCGACCAUUUGUUACGGGAUUCUCUUGGCCACGUUGUUCCUCUGCACCACCUUCCGUCGAUCUACCAGCUGGAGAAAUAUGAGUAUGCUGAAAUGGUUGUUGGCUCUAGUUGUGGGGGAGAUUUUGGUUAUCAUUGUAGGGUUCAUAGUUUUGUAGACAAAGCACAUAGACAUUGUUUCCCACAGAUAUACAGUUUUGAAGAAAAAGUUUUACACGUAGUGGAUGACACAUACAACUGCAAACAGCCAGUUUGUAUAGUACCGCACAAAACACUGAAACAGGGGGUAGAGAAAGUUAACUGUACAUAUUUCCUUCCUGUUAAAAUUUGAAUGUUCCAUUGAUUGUAAAACUGAAACGAGGUUU
This is a messenger RNA of Oryza sativa Japonica Group (Japanese rice), 2106 nucleotides long. Lineage: Eukaryota; Viridiplantae; Streptophyta; Magnoliopsida; Poales; Poaceae. The record is from RefSeq and is a predicted model, not a curated record.